AUGCCUCUCACCACGUCAUCUGUCUACCCGCCGCCGUCACAGGAAUUCGCAAAGUUCCCUAGCCGGCGGAGCGUCGUGCACAGCACCAAGGGCAUUGUAGCGUGCACCCAGCCGCUGGCCGCGAAAUGCGGCAUCCAAGUCUUGGACGCGGGCGGCAACUGCGCUGAUGCAGCCGUAGCAGUUGCCGCGGGCCUCAACGUGACAGAGCCCUGCUCGACCGGCAUAGGCGGCGACAUGUUCUGCCUCUUCUACGACGCCAAGACGAAGAAGAUGUCUGCCAUGAACGGGUCAGGCCGGUCGGGCGCCAAGUGCACGCUCGACACUAUCCGCGGGUCACUAGGCCUGAAGGCCGGACAGUCCGGCUCCAUUCCCAUGGAUAGUGUGCAUGCCGCAUCGGUGCCCGGCGCCGCGGCCGGCUGGUGCGACACGAUUGAGCGCUUCGGCAGCGGCAAGCUGUCCAUGGAGCAGAUCCUGGCACCGGCGAUUGAGCUCGGCGAGAAGGGGUUUCCUGUCUCCGAGUGCGCUGCGUAUCUUUGGAACCACUCCGAAGACCUCAUCCGCAGCGCCUCGCCCAACGGCAGCGAGAUGCUAAAGAACGACCCCAGCGCUCCGGACGGCGUGCGUGCGCCCAAGGCCGGUGAGAUCAUGAAGAACCCCACGCUAGCAGCAACCUUCCGCGCGCUCGCCGCAGACGGCAAACAGGGGUUCUACACCGGCCGGAUCGCGACCGAGAUCGUCAAGGUAGUACAAGACCUAGGCGGCCACCUCGAGCUCGCUGACCUAACGCACCACCUCGAAACGGGCAGCGAGCACGUCGAAGCCAUCAGCCUCAAGUUCCGGGGCCAGAACGUAGGCCAGGCGCUCCAAGUCAGCAGCGCGGCAGACGCCAUCGAUGAGGACGACGUCGGCCUCGAGCUGUGGGAGCACCCGCCCAACGGGCAGGGCAUCGUGGCGCUGAUGGCGCUGGGGAUCCUGCAGGAGCUCGAGAAGCAGGGCCGGAUCCCGACGUGGGGCGCGGCCGACUUCAAUACGGCGCCGUACCUGCACGCCGUGAUCGAGGCGCUGCGCAUCGCCUUCGCCGACGCCAGCUGGCACGUCACGGACCCCAGCGUCUCGGCCGUGCCGUCGGCGGCCCUGAUCUCGCACGUGUACCUCGCCGAGCGCGCGGGGUUCUACGACCCCGCAAAGGCGAGCAACAGCCUCCCGCACGGCACGCCGGCGUCGCCGGCGCUGCAGAGCAGCGACACGGUGUACUUCGCCGUGUCCGACAGCGCGGGCAACGCCGCGUCGUUCAUCAACAGCAACUACGGCGGGUUCGGGACGAGCAUCGUGCCCCGCGGGUGCGGCUUCACGCUGCAGAACCGCGCGGCCAACUUCAGCCUGGACGCGGGACACCCGAACACGCUGGCGCCGCGCAAGCGGCCCUACCACACCAUCAUCCCGGCGGCCGUCACCAACAUGCACGACGGGUCGCUGCACUCGGUGUUCGGCGUCAUGGGCGGCUUCAUGCAGCCCCAGGGCCACGUGCAGGUGCUGCUGGGCCAGGUCGUCGGCGGGCUCGACCCGCAGCAGGCGCUCGACGCGCCGCGCGUGUGCAUCGGGUCUGGCCAGCCCGAGGAGGGCCUGCCGACCGACUGGACCGUCUAUGCCGAGGAGGGCAUGCCGGCCGAGACGGUCGAGGGGCUGCGGAAGCUGGGGCACGAGGUGAAGGUCCUGAAUGGGGCGGCGAGGCGCAAGUUUGGCCGCGGGCAGAUCAUACGGUGGAGUGUUGAUCCGGUUGAGAAUGUGGGUGUGUGGUCUGCGGGUAGCGAUUUGCGUGGGGACGGGGCGGCUUAUCCGCAGUGA
This is a messenger RNA of Anthostomella pinea, 1845 nucleotides long. The record is from the annotation of a GenBank genome assembly. Lineage: Eukaryota; Fungi; Ascomycota; Sordariomycetes; Xylariales; Xylariaceae.